CCUUUAGCUGGCGUCAUUUCAUUAAUUUCAAAGCUAAGAAUUUGUGAAAAUCUAGCUUAAGCGUUUUUAUGGUGUUUUUUUAGUUUAUUUAAUUUUAAUUUUAAAAAAGUUUUAUUGUAUAUUAUGUCAAAAAGGCGUAUUGAAGUUGGUGAAACUGUUCCAAAAAAGAAAAAGGAAGAAUUGAAUCAAGGAGCAUCAAUUGCAGCGGCACUAACAGCUUCAUAUGUUACUAACGCAAAUAUGGCGGCCCAAAAAUCUAAAUCAAUUAAUCCAUUUACUAAGCAACCAUAUAGCCAGAGAUACUACAAUUUAUUCAAGAAAAGGAUCACAUUGCCAGUAUUUGAGUAUCAAGCAGAUUUUAUGAGAUUAUUAAAUGAACAUAAAUGUAUAGUAUUAGUUGGUGAAACUGGUUCCGGAAAAACUACACAAAUUCCACAAUGGUGCGUUGAAUAUGCUUUAACCAAAGGUAAAAGGGGAGUGGCAUGUACUCAACCAAGACGAGUAGCUGCAAUGUCUGUUGCACAAAGAGUUUCUGAAGAAAUGGACGUUAUUUUGGGGCAAGAAGUUGGUUAUAGCAUUCGUUUUGAAGAUUGUACAUCUGCAAAAUCGAUAUUGAAGUAUAUGACGGACGGUAUGUUAUUGCGCGAAGGUAUGUCGGAUCCAAUGUUAGAGGCAUAUCAAGUAAUAUUAUUAGAUGAAGCUCACGAACGUACUUUAGCAACUGAUUUAUUAAUGGGUGUUCUAAAAGAAGUAAUCAAACAAAGAAAUGAUUUAAAACUUGUGGUCAUGUCAGCUACUUUGGAUGCUGGUAAAUUUCAACAAUAUUUUGAUAACGCGCCUCUCAUGAAUGUGCCAGGGCGAACACAUCCUGUUGAAAUAUUUUACACGCCCGAACCAGAAAGGGAUUAUUUGGAAGCAGCAAUACGAACGGUUAUUCAAAUUCAUAUGUGUGAGGAAAUUGAAGGUGAUAUCUUAAUGUUCCUAACUGGACAAGAAGAAAUUGAAGAAGCUUGCAAAAGAAUUAAACGUGAAGCUGAUAAUUUAGGUCCUGAAAUUGGUGAAUUAAAAUGUAUUCCAUUAUAUUCAACUUUGCCUCCAAAUUUACAACAAAGAAUUUUCGAACCUCCACCACCUAAUAAACCAAAUGGAGCGAUUGGUAGAAAAGUUGUUGUUUCAACCAAUAUAGCAGAAACGUCUUUAACUAUUGACGGUGUUGUGUUUGUAAUUGAUCCCGGUUUUGCAAAGCAAAAGGUUUACAAUCCUAGAAUUCGAGUUGAAAGUUUACUUGUUUCUCCUAUAAGUAAAGCAUCUGCACAACAAAGGGCUGGUCGUGCUGGACGUACAAAACCAGGAAAGUGUUUUCGCUUAUACACAGAAAAGGCGUACAAACACGAAAUGCAAGACAAUACUUAUCCAGAAAUUUUAAGAUCAAAUUUAGGAACUGUGGUUUUACAAUUAAAGAAACUUGGAAUUGAUGAUUUAGUGCAUUUUGAUUUCAUGGAUCCUCCAGCUCCGGAGACACUAAUGAGAGCUUUGGAAUUGUUGAAUUACCUUGCUGCUUUGGAUGAUGAUGGAAAUUUAACCGAUUUAGGAGCUGUGAUGUCAGAAUUUCCACUAGAUCCUCAACUUGCUAAAAUGUUGAUUGCCAGCUGCCAACACAACUGCUCAAAUGAAAUUCUCUCAAUUACUGCAAUGUUAUCGGUCUCACAGUGCUUUGUACGACCAAAUGAAGCUAAGAAGGCGGCAGAUGAGGCAAAGAUGCGAUUUGCACAUAUUGAUGGUGAUCAUUUAACAUUAUUGAAUGUAUAUCAUGCUUUUAAACAGAGUAAUGAGGAUCCCAAUUGGUGCUAUGAAAAUUUCAUCAAUUAUCGUUCUUUAAAAUCAGCCGAUAACGUAAGAACACAACUGUCCCGUAUCAUGGAGCGUUUCAAUUUGAAACGGACAAGUACAGAUUUCAAAUCGAAGGAUUAUUAUAUUAAUAUACGUAAAGCAUUGGUACAAGGAUUUUUCAUGCAAGUUGCUCAUUUAGAACGGACUGGGCAUUAUUUAACAAUAAAGGAUAAUCAAAAUGUUCAAUUACAUCCGUCAACUUGCUUAGAUCAUAAGCCCGAAUGGGUUAUGUAUAAUGAAUUUGUAUUAACCACAAAGAAUUAUAUCAGAACUGUAACUGAUGUUAAAGCUGAAUGGUUAUUAAAAAUAGCGCCACAAUAUUAUGAUAUGAAUAACUUCCCACAAUGUGAAGCUAAACGUCAAUUGGAAAUGUUUCAAGCUCGGCUAGAAUCGAAACAGUAUCAGCAAGGGUUUUAAGACUUGAAAUUAAUUUACAUUUAGUAUUUUGAAAUUUAUUAUUAAUCACUUGAAAUAGUUUUCACUCAGAAUAAUGAAAACUAAAAUAGCAUAUAAAAAUAUGUAUUUGAAGUAAUAUUACAAGGUAAUCCUUAAUAAUAACAAAGAAGAUUUUAAUUUUA
Condylostylus longicornis is the source of this 2468-nucleotide messenger RNA. It is a transcript of the gene Dhx15, whose product is annotated as ATP-dependent RNA helicase DHX15 homolog. Gene Ontology annotation, molecular function: RNA helicase activity; RNA binding; ATP binding. The transcript is spliced from 6 exons. Lineage: Eukaryota; Metazoa; Arthropoda; Insecta; Diptera; Dolichopodidae. Bases 124 to 2307 code for a protein of 727 amino acids. Gene Ontology annotation, cellular component: spliceosomal complex; intracellular anatomical structure. The record is from RefSeq and is a predicted model, not a curated record.